AUGAAUAAAUGUCAACGUCAAACAACACCUGUUCUUUGUGAUACAUCAAAUUUACAAUGGAAUGUUUCAUUUCGAUUUUUUAUUUGUGAUAUAAAUAAUGAUAUUAUUAAAUAUUCUAUCUAUAAUCGAUCUAAAUAUACAAAAGAUCGUCUUCUUGGUUCAAUUGAAAUUCCUUUAAGAUUAUUAAUUAAACAAAGUGUUCAACAAGAAGAUUCAUCAUCAAUUUAUUCAUUACAAACAAAUCAUAUUUAUGAAAUGUCAGCAUUAAAUUGGAAGAUGCGUACAUUUUAUCUUGAACAUUCAUCAAAUAAUUCACAAAUAUCUAUUAAAUAUAUUGUUUAUUUAAAUGAAUAA
This is a messenger RNA of Rotaria sp. Silwood2, 354 nucleotides long. The record is from the annotation of a GenBank genome assembly. NCBI's taxonomy places the organism in Eukaryota, Metazoa, Rotifera, Eurotatoria, Philodinida, Philodinidae.